AUGUUCAACCGCACUAUCGAGAAGAAUUUAGAGAAAAUUUUAGCGACUUCAAUCAAACUCCAAAAAACUACAUAUGCCUCUUUUUUCGAUAUCUUAGAAAAUAACUGGCAAGCUAUUCGAGAUGAAGGUUUAAAUUUGUUAAGUGCUGACAAUUUAUUUUUAAAUGAAGCAGAAAAUCUGAGGGAAAUUGGUGAUUGGAAACAAUUUGAGAUAUAUGCCCGUGGACAGCGUCAUGAUGAAAAUUGCAAUAAAGCUCCAAUGACUUGCGAAAUGAUAGAGAGCUUUCAUGCCGCCAGUAAAUGUAAGCGAGGUCAAGUAAAAUUUAGUGUUAUGUUACCAAAUACUCAUGUAUGGCCGCACUGUGGUCCCACAAAUUGUCGUUUACGUGCACAUUUAGGUUUAGUUAUACCAGAUGGUACUGCUAUACGUGUUGCUGAGGAGACACGUAAUUGGCAAGAGGGCAAAUUCAUUAUUUUUGAUGAUAGUUUCGAACAUGAGGUAUGGCAUAAUGGGAGCAGUAUGCGACUGGUUUUAAUUGUAGAUGUUUGGCAUCCUCAGUUAACUGAACUGCAACGCACAUAUUUAUCACCAAUUUAGUUGUAUAAAACCUUAAUGCUCAAAUGUUAACGCAUUGUUAAUAUCAAGUUCCUGUGUUUUCUCCAAACACCAAAUGCAGCUUAUAGAUAUAUUUCAAUAUAUAUUAAUAUGUAAAUCACAUUUUCACAAUAAGCAAGACCAUUUUGAAAAAAUAAUUUUCAUUUGUGUCUUAAAGAAUACAAUUUUAAAGUAAAAUUAGA
Teleopsis dalmanni is the source of this 797-nucleotide messenger RNA. Its product is annotated as aspartyl/asparaginyl beta-hydroxylase-like. Gene Ontology annotation, biological process: peptidyl-aspartic acid hydroxylation. Gene Ontology annotation, molecular function: peptidyl-aspartic acid 3-dioxygenase activity. The record is from RefSeq and is a predicted model, not a curated record. The transcript has 4 exons. The coding region runs from base 1 to 597 and encodes 198 amino acids. Lineage: Eukaryota; Metazoa; Arthropoda; Insecta; Diptera; Diopsidae. Gene Ontology annotation, cellular component: endoplasmic reticulum.